This is a messenger RNA of Adineta steineri, 1293 nucleotides long. The record is from the annotation of a GenBank genome assembly. NCBI's taxonomy places the organism in Eukaryota, Metazoa, Rotifera, Eurotatoria, Adinetida, Adinetidae.
AUGGUUAAUGAAAAUACAAUAAAACGUUUAGUUUCAUUUAUUAAUAAUCUUGAAGAAAAAUUAACAUCAGUUCAAUCAAUUCAUGAUAAAUUACAAGAAUUAAUGACAAUUGUAUCAACGACACAUGAAAAUAUUGUUGAUGAAUUAUCAAAUAUUAAAAAUGUUUUAAAUGAAAUAACAAAUGAUCAACAAGAUAACAAAAAAUUAGAUAAUUAUGAUGAGAAACCAAAUCAAUCGAAAUUAUUUCAUGAUGAAAAACAUUCUCCAAUAAAUCAUGAAAAUAACGAUUCAUCAUUAAAUUCUUCAUCAUUAAUAAGUGAAAAUAGUUCAUAUUCAAAAAAAAUGAAUCCAUCAUCAAGAUUAAAAUUAUCAAAAUCAGUUAGUUUUAGUCUCGAUAAAAAUAUUCUUAAUCAACGAUUAUCAAGAGAACCAAAAAGUGAAAUAUUUGAUGAAAUCUCAGUACCAAUAUUUCCUUCAUCUUCUGAUCUAUUAAAACAUAAUCAAAUGGAAAUUUCACCAGUUGUUGGAAAAAUCUUAACAAAUAUUCGUAUUCAUGAAAUUGAACCAAAAAAUGGUGAUUAUCUUCGUUUAUUAAAUAUAUCAAAUUCUGAUCAAUAUGAUUUGAGCGGACAUUUUUUACAACAAAAUACAGCAUCAAAACCUCUUCAUCGUUUUCGAUUUCCAUUUAAUACAAUUAUUCAACCGGGACAAACAAUUACAAUUUGGUGUGCAAAUUCUAGUAAACAUAUAACUCCCCAACCACCAUAUGUUUUUGUUUGGAAAGAACAAAGAACAUGGGAAACAGGACCAGAAUGUCUUACUAUUUUAGCAAAACCAAAUGGACAGUCGAUAGCAUGGUUUAGAAAUUCACCUUCUGUUAAUACAGAUCAAUCAUCAAGUGAUAUUUUAUUAUUACAUUCUAAAUCUAAUCCAAGUUUUUCCGAUGUAUCCAAUACUUCAUUAAAUUCAUUUAGAAAUUCUUCACGUCUAAGUGCAAGACAAAGUCGUGUUUCAUCAUUUAAUUCAUUUGGAAAUAAUAAACCACCAUUUGCACAUUCACCUAAUAGUCCAAUUCAUCCUGAUCAUAAUGGGACAAAUAAAAAUACAUCAAAUGAUUUACGUUCACAAAUUAAUCAAAGAAUUCAAGAAAUUAAAGCUGAAGAAGGUUCACCGUUGGCUGAAUAUAUUAAUACAAUUAAUAGUUGCUUUCCAGAAGAAGUUGUCAAAUAUUAUUCACCUGGUUAUGCGGAUGAACUACUUGAACGUGUCGAAACUCAUGCCAAUAGAGCAUAA